Molecule: messenger RNA, 1367 nt
Organism: Scaptodrosophila lebanonensis
Lineage: Eukaryota; Metazoa; Arthropoda; Insecta; Diptera; Drosophilidae
Product: phenoloxidase-activating factor 2-like
Exons: 3
Coding region: 109-1329 (406 amino acids)
Biological process (GO): proteolysis
Molecular function (GO): serine-type endopeptidase activity
Source: RefSeq, a predicted model, not a curated record
AACCAGUGAAAGCUGAAAGCUCGGCAAAAUUACGUAUACGUAACAAAAAUACAGUGAAAAGAACGGCAAAAUCGAAAGUGUCAAUUUAGCAUAAGUACCAAAGUCAACAUGUCACUUCGCUCUCCGCUCAGUGUUUUGUGUGUGCUGUUCCUUUUUACAACUCUCAUGGAGGUUGAAGGACACGACAGUAUCGACGAAAUAAUGAAAGAAAUUAGUGAGACCAAUCCAAAUCCAAAUCCAAGGCAGGAAAUGGAAGAUGAGAUUGUGAAUCUUUUUAGAACGGAGUUGAAGAAAGUUAUGGACAAAUAUUACAAGAGCUGUGAUAACAGCUUGAACACAUCUGACGAUAAUGAACAACCGAGCUCAGAUGAGGAACCCAUGUUGUGCGGAUAUCAAAAAGAGUGUGUGGAUAGAUGGCUCUGUAGAAAUGCUACCUUUGAUGAAUCGGAGGAAGACUGCUCACAAAUACAAGCCUGUUGUCACAUUGAUGAUAAGUUGGACAAAACGUUGCAGCCGUAUUCCUGCGGUCAUCGCAAUCCUAAUGGUGUUGGAUUCGAAAUUCCAAAUGAUGUUGCAGACGAAGCUAACUUCGGCGAAUUUCCCUGGAUGGUAGCUAUUAUGCGAGAAGAAAAGCAUAUGGGGGAUGGUGCUUUGCUUUCAGCCAAUCUUGUACUUUCGAGCAUUGAAGUCAUGCACGACAUUCUAGAAGCACAAUUAAUAGCUGUGGCUGGCGAAUGGAAUUUGAAUAAUACAAAUGAGACUUUUCCAAUUCAGAGCCGAAUAAUCGACAAGAUAGUUCCCCAUUUCGACCGUAACGUUACUGACAUGGCUCUAAUGUACCUCCACUGGCCAUUUAUUAUGAGUCCACAUAUCAGACCUAUAUGCUUGCCAAAUGCUGAUGAACUUUUCGAUAUAACUGGCUGUUUUAUGACAGGUUGGGAAAGUAAUAGCAAGUCCAGUGUAUUAAAGAAAAUAAGGUUACCUAUUAACUGGAACAUUUGCAAUGAAGGAAAUGAACUCAAAUCAUUAUUGUGCAAUCCUGAGCCUGAAACGUUUUGGGACCUUGACUCUCACUUUGCCGGUUGGCCCAUAGUCUGUCCCCUGGGGAGAGAUUCAAAAUAUCGUUAUACCCUAGCUGGACUCGUUUCCUGGGAUGGCCACAAUGUAUUACAUAACCAUAUUUCAAAACUAAGCGUUUUGAUUCAAGGCGUUCAAGAGAACAAUACAAUCACAACAUUAUUUUACGCUUUAGAUGCAGGCUCAAGCAAAUAUGUAGCAACUAAUCAAAUAAUUGAUGAUUAUAUUGUGUUUGAACUAUCUAAUCUUUAAGUUGGAAACUUCAAUCAAAAAUAAAAAAUUCAACUGUA